GCUGUACUUUCCUGGAAACUGCUGCCUACUCAUAGACCUCUCCAUCACUCUUGACAGAUCUGCAGGUGUUAGGUGGAGUUAGCCUGAAACAGAUACAAGUUUGGAGUUAAGGAUAUCUAUUACAAGCUAUGUCUGGAAACCAACAGCCUCAGAUCAGCCUGCCUACGUGGCGGUACAGUGAUUUCAAUGCUGCUAUUCCCAUCAAGAAGAGGAAGUACUUUGUGCUGCCUGAAGCUGCAGGAGCCUCCUCACCACUUUUGGAUAUUAAUCCUCAAACUAAAGAGCGAGUUGAUGAUGCUAUGAGGGCUUUGGAUUCAUCUGAUAAGACUCAUGUCAAUCAGAAAAUCAUUGGUGAGCCUUCGUUGUCUUUUUCGGUUGGAAAAAAUGCUGAUAAACCGGAGAGUGUUGGGAACUUAGUUCCUGACCAAAUUAGAGUGAAACUUGAGGAGCCAAUUAACUCUAUUCCUUUGGCAGUCCCUGAGAUCCAUUCCAGUUCUGACAUAGUUGGCAAUUCACUGGGAAAGCUUCCUAUGGGUGCUGAACAACAGUCUAGUGUACUUGUCAACUCAGAUAAAACUGUUCUUAAGACUCAUGACAUUGUUAAGGAGACUUGUGGCGAUGAAACUCUCAGAGGAGAGUGUCAAACACAAGCAUCUGCUGGUAAUGUUGCCUUGCGGUUAGGUUCUAUAACCAAAAACAAUUCUCCAUACUUGGAGACUCAAGAGCCGACAGCACUGAAUUUGUCGUUAAGCAAGGGAGUUUGUGCCCCUCAUGACCCGGAUUUUAUCUCUACUUGUACCAAUUCUGGCAUUCACAAUGUUGUGAACAGAUCAAAUUGGGAUUUGAAUACUACCAUGGAUGCUUGGGAAGAUGGUCUUGAUCGCAAGACUAGAGUUAAGACAACUGGGGAAUUCUUAAACAGUAACAACAACACAGGUUGCCCUGACAUGGAGACAUCAACUUGCCGUGAUACGAAUGAUAUUGCAAAGUCUGUUUCUGAAGGGGUUAAGUCUCCUACAGUGACUUUGACGCAGUUUGAUCAUCCGGUUAAAUCUACUUGUUCGCUUAGUCUAGGCCUCGGUUCAUAUCCUCCUAUUGAGAAAUCUCCUUCUCUAUCAGCUACCACAUCGGAGGCAAGAUCUGCCUCUACAAGUACUUCAAGACCAGUUGUGAUUGCUGGUAAUGUGAACUCGGUAAACCUUAGGACUGUGAAGUCAGAAGUCAUUGAAGAGAGUGUUCAAGCUGAUCCGAGUGGGCCAUCUAUUAACAGGGUGGAACAGGAUGUUGUUGGUAGAUUCAGACAAGAAAAUAGUCUCGUAUCUGGCAGUUUGAAGCCUGUGGAUUCGAUAUCAGUAAAGGCUGAGCCAAACAAUUUCACUCAGUCCGCAGGUUUCAAUAGGAAAGAUGGAACGUUGAGUCAUCCCCAUAAACCAUUAGUGCAAUCAAAUGAGAUCCUUGAUUUACCUACAAGUUCUACGCCAAAUCAGAAGGAUAAAUGCAUACCUUCUCCUAAUGUUAUCAGCAAUGCGCUAAUGUCCUUGAGUAGAAUGGCGAGAAAUCCAGGCGUACAAAGUUAUCCUGAUUCUUCAUUAAAAAGAAAUCCAGGCCAGAGUUCUGGUCGUGGAGAUCAUAACCUCAAUGCUUCAGGUGUGAAUGAUUCCGUGACUAAUGAUAAACCUCUACAUGAUUGCAAGACCUAUGUUUCUCCUGGCACUGAGGAACUUCCUAUAAGUGGUGAAGAAAAGGUCACUUUAUCUGGUAAGGACGUCCAAAGACAAGUUUCCAUGCUUGCAGAAGGUUAUAAAAAUGCUGAGUGUGGUUGUUCUGAAACUGAACAAAGGGAUAUUUCUGUUCCAUUUGACGGUGACAAUCAAAAUUCUCACCACGUGGAAGAAAAAGAGAGUGAAGCUGCACUUCUCGGUAAUACAGGUUAUAAUGAAGGCGGAAUAGUUCAGGGUGGUGAACAGUCAACCCAUCAAAUCAUUCAUGCUAGUGAAGGAGUUUCAGGUGUUUCUACUUUGUCAGGCGGAAACGGUGAUAACCCUGAAACAUUAGAUAACAACAGUCCAGUUUCAUACAAGGCAGACAUUUCUACUUUUGACGAUGAUCCAGCUGCGGAGUUGAGUGAAGGUAGUCCAAGUCGAAUUAAGACACUAGAUGCUUCAGAAAGCUUCAUGGAAAGAGAUAGAUUGCCUGAUUUUUCACUUGGACAGCGGAAAUAUCAUUCGAGAUGGAGUGAUGAGUCCUGCAGUUUCUCGCGUGAGAGAUACCAUGGCAAAUCUAUGAGAAGCCCAAGGUUAAAUUUCAUGCCCCACAAAAGGAGGUUCUCUGAUGAUACAGAAACAAAUCUGCAUGAGCGGGAUACAAAAAAUUUUGAGUCUAAUAGUUAUGAAAACACUCGUCGGGGUCGUGGUGGCGCUUUUACGUUUAAUUCGUAUAGAGGGAGACGUCCUGCAAAUGAUGAAGGAACGUCUUUUCCACACUCCUUUACAAGAAGAAACGCUAGCUUUUCAUAUACUCAAAGAGGACCAACAAAUAAAGAGGAUGCAUCUGAGUUUCAUGGGUUUAGUAGAGAUGGUGAAAGACAGUCCAACAGUUUUAUGAAUCAGUCACGUCCCUAUCGAGGUCGGAAUAGUUUUGGUCGAGGAAGAACAAAUUUUACAAACAACUCCAAACGAGAAUAUCCUGGAUUUCGUUCAAGAUCUCCUGUUAGAUCAAGAGACAGAUCAGCUGGUCCGUCCACGUCAUUCAGGAAUAGAUCACAGGAAGAUUUCAGUGGGAAUACAGACUUUUCUCAUCGGAGAUCACCUUCAGGUUAUAGAACAGGGAGGUUAAGCUCGCCUGAGCAUUCUGGUUAUCAAAGGGAAGGCUAUGUCAGAAGGCACAACUCUCCUCCGCCUUACUCCCAUAGACCUUCAAAUACUGGAAGGGGCCGGGGUUAUGAAAGGGGAAGAGGAUAUGCAAGGGGAAGAGGUUAUGGAAGGGGAGAUGGCUUCUCUUUUAGGAAACCUUAUGAUCGUGGUGUACAUAGGAACCAAGGGAACUUGAACAACUUUGAUCCUCGAGAAAGGGUGGACUACAGUGAUGAUUUCUUUGAAGGACCUAAUCAUUCUGAACGAUUUGGUGUUGAUGAUAAUGCUGAGAGAAGACAAUUUGGUUAUAGACAUGAUGGUGGCAGCUCUUUUAGACAGUCUUUUAACAAUGAUGGUUGUGCACCUAGUAAUGUAGAGAAUGACCCUGACGCUGCGAGAUUUGGACAGAACCCUGGUAUUGAAAAUAUGGGAGAGGAAAGGAAUUUAAUGGAGACUGAUGGGAAAAAUAAGAAUUCAACUGAGAAUGCUUCUGGAAGAAGUAAGAAUAUGGAAGAGGAAGAAACUUCAAAGCACAAUGAAAUUUGGCAACGGGAUGAGCUUGGUGGUGGUGACGGGUUUUAGAAGAAAGAUUAUUCUUCAGUUUACAUGAAUCUUCUAAGACCAGGAAGAUUCGAGUAUAGUGAGUUUGGUACCAAACGAAAACUCUGUGGCCAGUUAGUGGCUGGUAACUGUGGUCAUUCCAAUAGCUGAUGUGACGAGACACUCUGCUAUGACGUCUUAAAAAGUUGUGAAGUUGGUCAUUUCUUGGCUGUGUAUAAUAUACAGGUCUUUUCUUGUGGUGUCAUCUAGAUUUUGUUGCCUCUCGUGCUGUGAGCAGACUUCAGUAUUAUUCUCUGCGCUGUAGCACUGUCCGUGAAUGGAUAUAAAAAUGAAGGAAGAUGGUGUGGUGUAAAUACAUGUGAGAAUUUUUCAGGCUUGUCCAUCAUACUCGGUAAUCCUCAGCUGGCUUUUGACUGAUGUAAUAGAUAUUAGGCCAGGAACGACUAGAGUAUUAGAAGAGACACUUUCCUCUUGUUGAAAUACAGGCCAGACAUCUUAGCCUCAUAAAAGUUUUUAGACAGAAGGAAAAAGUGCAGGUUUUUGAUGAAUCUCUUUGUCAAAGCACUAGAAUGCAGCAUAGAAUGCAGCACUCGAAGUUGGGGUUGCCAAGACGAUAAUGAUCCCCACUACAUGGAUAAGCUAUGACUGUUUUUGGCUUAGAACAUUCAUUUUCAUCUGGAGUAAUCCCAGAUAAUGAAUUCUUCUAACAUGAUGUCAUCAGUUCAGCGUUAGGUACGUCCAAGAUAAUUUAUAAGUACACGUCUUUGUGGAACUUGAAGUAUAAGCUACACCCAGCUUGCUUGAAAUGUUGAAAUAGCCACUGAUUUAUCUGCUGUUAGAACCGGGUUUACUGGCUAUGGACAAAACAUACGGGAAACUGCUUGAGUUGCAACGCCUUUGAUCUAUUGGUUUGGUUACUGGCUCCUUCUCUUUUUUCUCACUCCAUGUGAGUUUGAACUUCGAAGGUACAUCUCACCAUAGGUAAAGACUAUUUCUGACUGAUGUUGUAGCUUAAUCCAGUGUAGGCAUGCGAAAGAGCCAUGCCAUGGAAUUUUCCGCCUAGUUUUAAUCACUAGGUGUUGGUAAUGAGGGCAUAAAGUGUUGGGAACUAGGAGAGAGUUCAUCGUUCUGAUUUGGAAUUGUCUGAGUUUGUAUAUUAGUUCUUAUUUGAGGCAAGUUUAUGAAGCUUUUAGAGGAUAGAUGUAUUUCAGUUAUGAAACCAUGUCUUAACCUUAACCAUGGUUUUAGCAAAUCUUUUAGCAUACAUGUCAUAUGAUUCUUCAUAGAAUGUUCAAAUGGUGCAUUUUGAACAAUUUUUCCAACAGAAUAAUAAAGAUAUACAACAAAGAAUAAAGGGAAAAUACAGAAUACAAACAAGUGAAACAAAGUUCAAAUCAGUAUCAAAGAUAGUUUUGUUCUUACCUCCUCUUGUUCUUGCUGCCCAAAAGCAGAGAGAAGUAAAACAAGAUACGAAAGAAGAACCCCCAAGCGACCGUGACCCACAAGCAAUUCCAUUUGCUGAGAUCCGUAACACCUUGCUGCUGCAAAAUAUCAUAUCCUGUGGUCAAGCAAGUUGAGCUCGUGAUCCUCAUACCAAGCGACUUGCUCAUAGUUGACAGAAGCUUAACUUUCAUCCCCUGAGGCACAGUCGCCAGAGGUGUGUUAUCAAAUAUCUGAACUCCUCUGAUGAAACACUUUGUUGGGUCGCUGAAUUCAUUAAUGAGAACAGCCUCGUAAGGGUACUUGACUAAGGAAAUGUAAUGAAACCAGAUCCAGUAAGCAGGGAUACGAUCUCUGGUGAUGAAGAAGCCACUGAAAAGCAAGAAGUAGGCUAAGAUAGCAACCACAAUAGUGUAACCAAUCAUUACUUGUGGAACAACGCCUGAUAAGAAGGUAACGAAUGAGCUUCCUGCCCAAAAAGCUGCCAAGACUAUCAGAAAGUAGAACAGGAACCCCAUGGGGCCUCCAUCUAACCCCACGGCCCAGAACGUAGCUGCUGAGAAAGAUAGCGCGAGGAUGAUCAACGAAGGAAGCGCCACGAGGGAGUGAGACAACACAUAUGAGGAUCUUCUGUAAGCGUUGUAAGCAGUUUCCCUCAUGAAAAUGAAGCGUUCUUGAAGGAAGACAGGUAGAGCGUCUGCGCAUGUGUAGAACGUCGUGGACAUCGCGAAUGCGAAGAAUCCAAGACGUUCUUGGACUCCUUUAGGGGAGUCAUCCAGCUGCCAAAACAUGGUAGCUAAUAUAAAUCCAGUGACUAGCACAGCUCCCAAACGUAUCCCAAACAGCUCAGGCUGUCUUCGGUAGUUAGUCAUGGAACGUUUCGCUAGAACCAAAAGUUCAACCCAGAACGGGUUCGCAAACGUUGGAAUGGUGGAAACAGGGCUCGAUCCGGAGCCAGUAUUCGUCGUCGUACUGGCUCCGGAUACGAGUUUCCCUUUGGAAAUACUUGCGCUGAUGGCUUCUUUAAGAGAUAAACCAGUCUGAUUCCUUGGCUCAGCUUUCCUCUGCCUAAACGAUUUAUUGAACUCAACUAAACUCCUCGUCCCACCAGCUGAUCCUUCCAAUUCACGGAUCAGAUCCAACGCGAACUCAGUUCGAUUCUCGUGCUCGGGAAUCGGGUGACCAAACUCCGCGAAGAAACGCGGGAGCAUCGCGGGGGAUCCACUGAACACCGUCUGUCCACGUGACAAAAAGAGUAACCUAUCGAGCAAACGAAGAAGCCGGUAGCUAGGUUGAUGAAGAGUCAUAACCACCAUACUCCCGCUCUGCGCGAUUCGUUUCAAAACCUUAACUACACUUAGAGCACUCGUGGAGUCGAGCCCCGAGGUCGGCUCGUCGAGGAAAAGAAGUAUCGGAUCGUGGAUUAUAUCAAUCCCGAUCGAUACUCUCCUCCUCUCACCACCCGAGAUCCCACGGUGACCUUCAUCACCAAUAAUGGUCUUCGCCGCGUUUCCAAGUCCUAACUGAUCGAUCAAUGCUUGAACUCGGAGACUCUUCUUCGCCUUCGAGAGGCUCCUCGGGAGACGAAACUCCGCAGCGAACAUCAGCGUCUCCUCGACCGUUAGCAUCGGAAAGAGGAGAUCGUCUUGCAUCACGUAAGCCGAGAUAGCUUUCUGCAUCUUCGAGUUCAGAACUUCUCCGUUAAGAGUCACGUUUCCUUUCAAGCUUCCUUUCGCGAUCCGAUUCGCUAAGGCGUCGAUCAGCGUCGAUUUUCCGGACCCGCUCGCUCCCAGGACGGCUAGUAUCUCCCCGUCGCGCGCCUCUCCGGAGAUUCCGUUGAGGAGUGUCUUCGUCUUGGGAGAGGAGAGAGGAGUAGAGUCUCCGAGGGUGGGAUCUGAGGAAGAAGGGACGCGUUUCCAGGAGAAUUUGCGGCGGAUUUUGACGCUGUAAGUGAGGUCGGUGAAGGAGAGGAGGAACGGUACGGAUUGGUUUGGGGAGGUGUGAUUGAUAUCGAUUUGAUGAUGCUCAGUUGAGGUUGUGUCGCCGACGUUUUGUAAGAGCUGUGCGAAGGUUGGAGAAGAGGAGGCGGUUGAGAAGGUGGAGAGGUGGUUAGGCUCAGGGGAGAAGAACGGUAACGACAUGUUGUCGUCUGCUGCUACCACACGGGACAUUGUGUGAAAGCGGGAAAUUAAAAAAAAAAUUAACGGUGUUUAAAGUACCGUUAGAAGGA
Molecule: messenger RNA, 7083 nt
Organism: Eruca vesicaria subsp. sativa (arugula)
Lineage: Eukaryota; Viridiplantae; Streptophyta; Magnoliopsida; Brassicales; Brassicaceae
Source: the annotation of a GenBank genome assembly